Messenger RNA from Ostrea edulis (European flat oyster), 2732 nucleotides. RefSeq lists its product as uncharacterized. The transcript is spliced from 6 exons. Bases 678 to 2549 code for a protein of 623 amino acids. The record is from RefSeq and is a predicted model, not a curated record. NCBI's taxonomy places the organism in Eukaryota, Metazoa, Mollusca, Bivalvia, Ostreida, Ostreidae.
GGGGGGGGGGGUAUUAUUCAUACCUCCUCGAUUUGGCUUUCAUCCCGAGACUUGGGAACAGGCUGCUCACCACAGACAGAGGAUUUUUCAGGCAAAGGAAAAUCAAUUUGGUUCAUGUCCGAAAAUUCGGUAGUAUCGGUAUCCAAUUUCAUUACCGUCUCGCUCAUCAGCUCAGAAUCCGAUAAAUCUUCAUUCCCUUGAAAAGGCUCAAAACUGCAGCUUUGCUCUUGUAAAACGAACUUCUUGUAUGGGCCUCGUUUCCCUUUUGCUUUGCGCUUUCCAGUUUUUUCAACGUCCAUUUUUCAGUUGUCUUCAACUGUUCUCCUCUAUCAGUACUAUUUUCAAUAUACAUGUAACUGAGUAACUCAAUACCAGGCAAAGAUUCUGAGUUGGCCGAUUAAGGCAACCAAGGGGUGUUAUUGUGCUUACGAUUUUUUUACGGGAUACCCUUUUUAAAAAUACUAUCAUGCUUUAUAUAUUUUUUAAAAAGUGUGUGUGAGUAUGUCAUAUGUAUUGAAAUUACAAAUUGUUGAUAUAAUUCCGUAUUUACGUUUAUUAUCAUGAUUAAUUGUGAUACUUGUGACAUAAUCAGAACGUUCAAGUUUGCUUGCGCUGCAUUUAUAACCCCUGGGGUGCCCUUAGCCUGGUUCUCUGAAAUCUGAUCAUGAUGCCAUGUGAUGCUGACCACUGCUGACCACCAACUGUUUACGCGCUUGAUAAAUCUUUGUUCACAAAAAGCCACGGUAGACAUUUUGAUAACACGAAAGUUCGCUACACUCUUGAUCACUUUGCCUUUAUUAAACUUAAUUCUAAAGAUGUUCGGAUGUGUUUUCUUCCACGAGGAUAAAAGUUUGAGCGUUGUUGGAGAGAAGUCUAAACGGCUGGAGCUCUUGGGAUCUUUUCAGGAGAGAGAAAAAGUUAACAUGAAGUGGGGAAAAGACAUUUUCUCGGGAGUUAUUGUCCAUGUGCAUGAGAAUCAAGAUCUACUUGAUGCAGAGACUGUAAAGGCAGAGAAGAAAGUUCUGAGAGGGAAGAACUUGAGCUCUGAAGACAGUGUCGAACUACUUAUCGCGCAUUUCAAAAAAGCUGAGAAUGAAAACCAGUCUGAGAAAAGAGACAGGAAACGGGAAAGGAAUCAAACGGAAAGGGCCAAAGAAAGCCAAGAACAAGACAAAGAAAUGAGCCCUAAAAAGAAGAGAAAAAAUGUGGAAAAUGAAGACAAAGAUAAUCAAAUCGAAGGGAAAGAUGAGGGAAGGAAAAACAACAAUGAAGAAAAGAAAAACAAUGCAAAUGAUGAAGCAAAGAAAAACAAAAACAAGCCUGAUAAAAAGAACAAAGUAGAAGAAAAGAGUAAGAAGAAAACCCUGGAAGUUGCAACACCAAAAAUUAAAGAGAGACAGGAAAAGAAGGCUGAGAGUAGUGUACAGCUGCUAACUUCAAAAGAGAUGCUUUCAUCAUCAUCUUUGUGUGAACAGUUUGGGUUAGCAGCUGCAACACAAAAUAUUGACAAUAGCAAGGAUGACUUAACUCUGACAUCAACCUGGGCCCUCUGCAACCCAGAGCUGGAAAGGUCAUCUGUGAUGUCAGCAACAGUUCCAUCUUAUGAUGCCAUCCAACCACCAAAUGAUGUAAUUGAGGUAUUUAGAUUACUACUGAAACCACAAAUACAACGCUACAUGAGAAGUGUGAUCACCCAGUUCCAUGAGACCACAUCCCAGAUUGACAAUACAAUGACUGAUACAUGCAUACCCACAUAUACAACAAUGUCACCUGCCACAUGGACACAAGACUCCAAUUAUACGCAACCAGCUCCCUGGACUCCACAAAUUACAGAGCCAUCGCUUCAUCAGCAGAUGCCAACACUGCAGAUUUCCCCUCCACAUUCAACACAUUACAUGCCACCUCGACAGAUGCCACCUCAGAUGCCACCACAGAUCUCACCUCAGAUUACACUGAAACAGAUUCAACCGCAAAUCACACUGGAACAGAUGCCACCACAAAUUUCACUGGAACAAAGUCCAAUGCAACACAUGCUUCCAAAUCAUGCAAUUCCAUCCCAACAUGUGACACCACAAAAGAUGAAUACCGCACCACAACAGAUGCCAUCAAACCAUGUAGACAGCCCAAUUACACCAAGGAGGUCACCUAGGAAGCAUGUAUCUACUCCAGAGCUUUCUGAUGGACAGAUGACGAGGCUCCUGUCAAACCAUCCCUUGACAGUUAGGAGGGAUGCACUGAGGAAAGCAAAAAGUGCAGCAAAAAAGGUUCAUUCCUCAAAGAUGGCCUUCACUUUGACUGCAAAACUCCUUCCUGCAGUUUUUUCAUGUGAGGAGUUGGCCCUCAGUAGAGGACAAGGUCUAAAAUCAAAAGAUGGAGACAAAAGACCUGUUCUUGAUGUCACAAAGAUGACAGUUUUAAAAGAAUACGUAGCAGUGUGGUGCGAGAAGAAUGGUGGAAAACAUGGGGAGAAGGAGGUCAAUGAUGCAGUAACGGAGCAGAUUUCGUAUGCCAGAAAAAAAUUAAAGGGGAAGAAAAAACAAGACAGUUAAGACAGACAAGUCGACAGCUGAGUGGCUUCAAAUUUGUAAAUUUGAGUGAUUAUGAAGUUAUUAUUUGAUUGUUAGUUGUACAAUCUCCUUAUCUGAAAACCUCUAUAUUUAAAUUGUAUUAAAUUCAAGACUUAAUUUUUUUAAAUUAAUUUUUUUUAAUUAAAUGUAAUUGUUUCAUAGCAA